AUGAGUUCACUGGCUAAGCCGACCAUCAAGCAAAUCGAAAAAUGUACCGACUUCUCACAAUUAGCCAGAGGUAUCAGUCAUGUAUUCAAUGAUGCCCAAUCAACACUUUCGGGGCACAGAAAACUCGUAAUCCUUCUACGGAAAAUACAAGUAAGAGCCACCCAAAUCGAUUCGGAGGAGCAAUUCAACUUUCAGUUCACGAAAACUAUCUCCAAGAUGCUCAACCUCAAGAAAGGAGAAGCCGCUGGCGACAGGAUCGCCAAAUUUUGCUCUUUGUUUGUUUCAACAAUGGCGAAACAAGAACAGGAAAACCCAACCCUUCGCAUCGAUCCAAGUCUAAAAUCUGAGGACGAGAGCGAUACGAGCGAUGUAAGUGACUCUGAACAGGAGAAAGAAAAUGUGGCAUGUGAAUUUAUAGAUUAUUUGAUUCGUCACCUCCUUCGUGGCAUUGAAUCUCGAUUUAGAGAUGUGCGCUACAGAAUCGUCCAAUUGCUUGCAUAUUUGGUAAACCAUAUUACCGAAAUGGACGAGCAGCUCUUUUCUGCUCUCAAAUUUUCUCUUAACCGACGCCUACAUGACAAAGAAUCAAUGGUUCGUAUCCAAGCGGUGGUAGCCAUGUCAAGAUUUCAAUACUACGAAGAAAGUGACCCUUCAAAGAUAAACCACGCAACCAAGUCUCUCAUAAAUGCUUUGAAACACGAUGACUCGCCAGAGGUGAGGAGGGCGGCAUUGCUAAAUCUUGUAAAAACAUCAAGGUCAAUCCCGGAACUUAUAGAGCGGUCACGAGAUGUCAAUGCUAUCAAUAGAAGGUUGGUUUUUUCUAGAGUUGCGAAAGAAAUUCCUUCUUUUCUAGAUUUGAGUCUUGAAAUCAAAGAGAGCAUUUUAAAUCGUGGCCUUAAUGACAGAGAGCCAAGUGUGCGAGCGGCUGCUAUCUAUCUUUUAACAAAGACCUGGCUUCCGCAAGUGAACGAUGACAUUCUCAUGUUCCUCGAAAACAUGCAAGUAGUCGACAGCAGUGCAAUGCCAUUGGCCAUGAAUGCCAUAUUUGAAUCUCAUCGCGAUAGAAUAAAUACAAUUGUGUUUCCACAGGAAUCUUGGAACGAGCUCACGGUGGAGAAAGCCUUUUUCAUAAGAAGCCUCUACGACUUUUGCUCGAAACAUGAUUUGUAUGAUUGCAUUGAUGAAAAUAUACCCGAGCUUUCAAAAUUGGCACACGUCAUACAAGAGUAUCUCAAACUCCGCAGCUCAAUGCUCAGUUCCAAUGCACAAUUGGUAGAUGAGUACCUUGAAUUUCACAAUAAAGCCGAGAGCCUCCACAGAUUAGUGCGCAAUGGAGAAGGAGAUCUCAAAGACUUACAGCGCAAAGUUGAAAAGGAAACAACUAUCAUAGCAGAGCUCCAAAGUCGAUUAUCCGAGGCAGAUCCAAAGAUCAAUAAAUUGCAGACUCAAUUGAAGUCUCUCAAAGCUGCAACAAAAGAUGGGGAUGUCGACAAAACAGCAUUUCAACAGAAGAUUGAAUCUCUAGAAGAGGAAUUAAACGAGAAAACAGAUGAAAAAGAUGAGUUUAUUCUGCUCUUGUCCGAGCAUACUACAUCAUUGACUGAUGCAGAGGUUCUCUUAAAGGAUAUGGAAAAGGCCCAGGUGCAUAGAGAAGCUGAAAGAAAUAAGUUCCUCCGAGGCACAGAUGAUUUGGAAGUCAAAUAUCGUCCCUUCGGAGACCAAAAGAAGGAUCUUGAGUUUGUUUUAGAGCAAAUUCUACUCAUAAUAGAAAAGAGUGACUUCGCAGAUGUCGCUGGAACCAGAAGAUUAAUGCCUAUUAUCACAAGCGCUUUGACCAACGAUAAUCUCAAUGAGUCAAAUGUGGCCAUUUGCAUUAGAAUAAUUCGCAAAUCAUCGAUAGACGAGAAUUAUUUCUCUCAAUUGUGUACAGAGAUUAUCACUGACAUAAGAGAUUCUGCGCUUGGCGAGAACGAUGAAACCUUUAUGUCAGCAGCGUCGUUAUUUGGCAAUUCAAGUCUUGUUGAUGAUGACGAGAAUGAUGACCUUCCAAGCGAAGAUAGAGAUGAAGACGCAGAUGCAGAUGCAGAUGCAGAAAACCAACCUGACAAACGUAGAAAGAUUGCACCAAUCCUUCCACCAGACAAUCUUUUGAUUCAGUGUUUGGUAGUAUUGCAAUACUAUUUGGAAGUCGCGGAGGACACCCGUUGUAACAGCUAUCAACUCGACACAUUGAUCGAUACCUUGAUUCGUCCCGCUCUUGUCAAUAACAAGAACAGCAGAAUUCGAUUUCUAGGUUACAAGACUCUAGGGUUGUUCUCACUUAUUGACGAAGGACUUGGGGCUUCAAAUUUGAAGUUUUUCGGAAUAAGUGCUUCGAAAGCACAUGACGAGGACCUCAAAGCGCUAUGCAUGCAGAUUAUUUUUGAUAUUGUCUCAACGCAUGGCGUUGGAAUACUUGAUAUUGAAGGAGAAGAUGCGGUCGACUCUUUGUCUUUGGCGAGACUAUUCUACAGUCUACUCAAGAAUACGGAAAUGCCGCAUUUACAGGCUGUUGUUGCCGAAGGCUUGUGCAAGCUAUUCUUAGCAGAUUUGCUUGUCGAUUUUGGAAAAGAUGAACUGGAAAAUGAUGACGAGGAAGCUCUGCAAGAGACGCAGCUUUUGCAAAUGCUAUUGAUGUCCUACUUUCAUCCAUUAAAUCAUGAAAACCAAGAGCUCAAACAAAUUCUUGCCUUCUGUCUCCCAGUCUAUUGUUUCAGUCACACCAAGCAUCAAAUAAAGGUGAGCUCCAUUAGUGGUGAUUGUUUCUAUCGCUUAUUCCGAACUGAGAGUGAAUUUGCUGAGUAUGAGAAUUUGGCAUCUUCAUCUUCCGUUUUGCAGUUACUAAUCUACUGGUGCGAUCCUCGGAAUGUCAUAAAUGCUACUCAGGCUGAAAUUGAGAGAAGCGCAUCUCAUUUUUGGCAGGCGAUGAAGUUUUUGCAGAUCAUCGAGCAAGAUACUUCCAGAGCAGUAAAGAGAUUAAUUAUUGGAAACUUGGGCAAACUCAGCAUCACGGAGCAUUUGGGUUCGGAGGCACUUCGGGGACUAAGAAUUGCCAUCAGUGACACCAGACUCCAUAUUUUGAGCAACAGUUCAAAUCCGGAUUUCGUAUUGGACCAAGCUUCAGAAAAAAAUCUCGAGAAAUUUUACUCAUCUAUUGGUGAAUUGAUCAUGAAAGCAGACGCCCUCGAAACACAGAAAGAUGUUGAAUUGGGAACAGUCUCGGAGACUGCUUCACAAAAAUCAUCCCGAGCUCUGUCGAGAAAACCGUCUGGAGACUUACCUCCACUAUUAGGUGUCGAAGAUGUGGAUAACAAUGAAUUAGGCGAACAAAGUAUUGUGUCUACUGAAAAAGCAAAAGAAUUAGAUGACGGCGGAACCAGAUCUGAGGACAUGAAUGUCGAUCAAGCAGCAGAACCCGAAAUUGAAACUACAGAGGGAGUUGAGAUGGUCGAUGAGAACAUAGCAGAACCCGAGGUUGAAAGUGCAGAGGGAGUUGAGGAAGUCGAUGAGAAGAUAGCAAAAACCCGCUCGCCGGAGAAGCCUGUGGCACCUGUCCUCAAGUUGGUUGACGAAGAUCUCAGUGAAAUAGAUAAACUAUUAGCCGAGGAUGAUGAAAUUGAGUACGAUAUUGAGGAUCAAAGUGAAUAG
This is a messenger RNA of Australozyma saopauloensis, 3687 nucleotides long. RefSeq names its product condensin subunit (gene YCG1). Lineage: Eukaryota; Fungi; Ascomycota; Pichiomycetes; Serinales; Metschnikowiaceae. The coding region runs from base 1 to 3687 and encodes 1228 amino acids. The record is from RefSeq and is a predicted model, not a curated record. The transcript has a single exon. Gene Ontology annotation, biological process: mitotic chromosome condensation. Gene Ontology annotation, cellular component: condensin complex; condensed chromosome.